AUGGCGCACACCGAGCCCUGGAGCGCCAGCACCGAGCCUUUCGGGGACUAUUCGGGCUCGGGCUUCCCCGCCGAGCUGGAGCUGUGCCGGGUGCGGGCCCUGCCCUACGGCGCCGCCUACCUCCCCGCGCUCUACCUGGCCGCCUUCGCCCUGGGCCUGCUGGGCAACGCGUCGGUGCUGUGGCUGCUGGCGAGCCCGCGCGGGCCGCGGCGGCUGGUGGACACGUUCGCGCUGCACCUGGCGGCCGCCGACCUGGGCUUCGUGCUGACCCUGCCGCUGUGGGCGGCGGCGGCGGCGCGGGGCGGCCGCUGGCCCUUCGGCGCGGGGCUGUGCAAGCUCAGUAGCUUCGCGCUGGCCGCCACGCGCUGCGCGGGCGCCCUGCUGCUGGCGGGCAUGAGCGUGGACCGUUACCUGGCCGUGGGGCACCGGCUGGACGCGCGGCCGCCCCGCACGCCCCGCUGCGCUCAGGCCGCGUGCGCCGGCUCCUGGGCCGUGGCGCUGCUAGCCGGGCUGCCCGCCUUGGCCUCCCGAGGGCUGCAGCCCGCGCCGGGAGGCUGGGGCCAUCAGUGCGUGGACGCGCCGUCGGACACCUUCCAGGGCCUCGGCCUGCUGCUGCUGCUGCUCACCUCCGGGCUGCCGCUGAGCAUCUCCGUCGUCUGCUACUGCCUGGUGGCGCGCCGCCUGCACAGCUUCCCGCACCUGGGGCGCGCCCGCAGGAGCUCUCUCCGCAUCAUCUGCGCCAUCGAGGGCGCCUUCGUGGGCUCCUGGUUGCCCUUCAGCGCGCUGCGCGCCCUCUCCCACCUGGCACGCCUGGGCGCACUGGCCCUGCCCUGCGGCCUGCUGCUGGCGCUGCGCUGGGGCCUGGAGCUGGCCACCUGCCUGGCCUUCGUCAACUGCUGCGCCAACCCGCUCAUCUACUUGCUGCUGGACCGCUCGUUCCGCGCCCGCCUGCGGCUCGGCCUCUGCGGGCGCAAGGGCCACGGGGCGCGCGGGUCCAGCUCCGCGUCCUCGCUCGCCCCAGACACCAGCUCGGGCUUCCGAAGCCGAGUGAGGCAACCGGGCCGAGCCCGCACGGGGCGCACCGCCGCCUAG
Suncus etruscus (white-toothed pygmy shrew) is the source of this 1092-nucleotide messenger RNA. It is a transcript of the gene GPR25, whose product is annotated as G protein-coupled receptor 25. The record is from RefSeq and is a predicted model, not a curated record. The coding region runs from base 1 to 1092 and encodes 363 amino acids. The transcript has a single exon. NCBI's taxonomy places the organism in Eukaryota, Metazoa, Chordata, Mammalia, Eulipotyphla, Soricidae. Gene Ontology annotation, biological process: immune response; G protein-coupled receptor signaling pathway. Gene Ontology annotation, cellular component: membrane. Gene Ontology annotation, molecular function: G protein-coupled receptor activity.